GGGAUGUCCACGUGGCUCCCGCUCCAGGCUGCCGGGCAUCUCGUAUCGGCGCUGGAGCCGCACUGCCGGGAACUGGGUGUGUCUCAGCCGGUCCCGCCAUCUCCGAUCGGCGCUGGGGGCCCCAGGCUGGGAAGGAAGGAAGGUAGGGGCUGCUAGAAUCAACUUUGCCCAGAGCCUUGGAGGAGUUUUUUUCUUUUUGCUUUGAUCCGCGUUGCUUCUCGACAACGGAUGGUAAAGGACUUUACAGGUGUGCGGGUAGUCUGUGCCCUGCGGAUGGCGGAGUGUGUUGGGGAGGGUAGAGGGCUGAGGUUGAAGGGCUGUGGAGUGGCGGCCUCUUUCCGACCGGCUUGGGGUGGGUUGUGAGGCAUGGGCACUGGCGUUUUUGUUGCCUGCAGUCCUGCCUCGUUCGUGAUUCAAGGGGCAUGGGAGGUUUCAACAUUUACAUGGCACAGGCUUAAGUAAGGAAAGGGAGUCCUCUCCUUCCCUCACUUUUCCUCAAGCAUCGCUUUUGAGGAGGCAACUAAGGCCUGCUCCUGUGAAUUGAUACAGACAAAUUUGAGAUGGUCUGUGUUUAAGCUUUUCUGGAAUUUGUGCUGGGGAUGGCAAAAGUUGGAGGCGAUCUGAGAACUACUCAACACCAGUUGAACGUUUACUAAAUGCGGGGGGGACAUUCUUUCUGUCAUACUCUUUUUUUCCUGGUCUUCAGUUCUCCAUACUUAAAAGUGUUAUCGUCCCAUUCCUCACCAGGGCUUCUUAAAAGUUCCCACCCAGAGUGGAGGUCGGCAAGACUUCGUUUGAACUGUUAUCUUGCUUAAGCAAUUAAGCUGAGUCCUUGAAAGCUUUUUUUUUUCUUUUUUGGUUUCUAGGUGGGAGUUGGGCUGCAGGUUGCCAGGUAAUAUCAGUUCUAGCAGACCAAUCCAGGCCCUGGGGGUGGGGGGUGGGGAGUGGCUUCUGGGGCUCUACUUGGGAGCUGCCCACCUGCUCUUCCCUUAUUUUCUCAGAGGCCAUAUCUUGUGGGGCUGGUGCUGCCCACCCUUUGGGGGAGAGGCAGGAAGUAUCCAUGAUCCAGCUGUAGUCCAAGUUAGGUAGUCAUUUGGGGUUGGAGAGGGUCUUGUGGAGAGAUUGUUCACCACAAACACACACAAAGAUGAGUAUGUGGAAGCUAGUCAAUCAGCCAGGAACUUAUUGAGGUUCCAUUAUGUUUAGACAUAGGGGGAUACUGUGGUAAACCAGACAUGGUCCCUGUCCUCCAGGAUCUUAUGUUUUUAUCAGAUCUUAUGUUUUAGACAGACAAUAAAUAAUGAUGAGGACAGAGGAAAGUGCAGCAUAUUAUAUAAUCAGCAGUAGUAAUCUACCUUGCAGGGUCUGGGAAGAGACAUUUUAAGAUGAGAUUGUGGGGGGCGGAGGGGAGGGGGAGCUUUCCUCAGAGGGAACAGUAUGUGAAGGCCUUGAGGUGGGAGAGAACAUGGCUUAUUGGAGAAACCCGUAUGGCUAGUGUAUACAGAGACAGACAGAGUGGUGAGAGAAGACACGCUGGAGGAGUCUGGUGGGGAAUACCAGGACCACUGUAAGCCAUUUAAGGACUUUAAACCUAGUGCUAAGAGCGGGAAGAUGCCCUUGGAGGGGAUUAGAGAGUGUCUCAAGAGGUGAUCAAAUGUGUAUUUUCACGUUUGUAGCUGGUUUUGAACCCUGCAGGGACAAGCCAGAUAUGGGAAAGCCAGUCGGGAGGUUGUUAAAGUUAAGAGAUGCUGGUGGCUGGCACACUCUUAGCCUGGGCUUAUCCUCUCCAUGAUCUUGGUACUCUGGGAGCUGUGCUGUUUGGGGUUUGAGGGGAGGGAUGGGUGAGGUCAGGUAAAGAGGGGCUUCUCUGACUGGGGCUCCAGUACCUGCCUGAUGGAAGUGGUGAUGAGUGGUUCAUAAAGCUGGACAUUGUCUCGAGAUUCUGGCCUAGUAGCUGGGUCAGGUAGGUGGCAGGGCAGGAGAUGCAGCCUCUUUGCUCACCUGGGAGUGUUUGCUGAGCGAGGUGCUAUUCAGUUGCUAGUUGUAAUUACAGGAUUGUGAAGGCUUGGGAGGAGUUAGUGCCUAAAACCUGCCACCUUUUACUUCAUCUCUGGGCCUGGCCUCCUAAAGUGUCCCUAUCUAUCCUUUUCUCUCGUUGGGCAUUGUUACUCUUCAGCUUGAUUAGGAGGGUGGGGGGGGGUGCAGUCACACCUGUUGCUUUUUUUUUAUUUUGGAAGAGGUACAGAGUUUCCCUUUGCUGCCAAAGGAGAGGUAAGACUGGCUUGUCCGUGUUUGUUCCUGUUCUCUGGCCUUUGCAUCAUCUAUAAUUUCGUAUAGUGGAGAUACCCCUGCCUCUGGCCUUGCCAGCCCUUCUAGCCACUUCUGGCCCUGCCCACGCCCACACUCUUGACAGGCCUGGGCGGAUGGCUCCCUGCCUGACAAGGCUGAAGAUGUUAGUUCUCAGGGAAGAGGUGGGGUGGGGCGGGGCUUUUCCGUCCACAGAAUCAAGCUUUCUCUUCUUUUGCUCUAACCUGGUUGGGGUAGGGAAGAGACUUGUCCCUUGGGACUACCUUUGAGAGGUUGGGUGGCACACUGUAGAGCCUUCAAAAUAGAAGUUCGAAAUAAGUGUGACUGUCAGCUGUGUAUACUGUGAUGCACUGUGCCAGGCAUGGUGGGUGACCAGGAAGUAUAAGCACAGUUUAAACCCUUCCAAGAGCCAAGAAAGAUAUAAGCUAAUAGAAUACAAAGGGUUAUUUGCCCCAAAGGAACUUGGAAUAUAGUUUUAGUAAUGAUGCAAGGAAUGUCAUGGGGUAGGGAAGUGGGUAGGAUGUGAUUGCCAGAGAAGUGAGCGGUACAGGAACACGUAUGAAUUCGGGGUGUGAGGAGAGAUGCGUUGGGGAGGGCUGAGGUGUCUUCUUGAGAAGGUGGGAUUUGAGCUAAGCAGAGACGAGAGGCCUAAGUGGGAUUUGAGGGAGGUAAGGUGGUUGUAAUUGGAAUUGCCUGCUUACUGACCUCCUCUCCUUUGGUGUGCCCCUGAGAGUGUCUGUCUUCAUCACUGCCAGCAGAUUACUCUUCUCAACAAUCUUGGUCUUUUUGAUGUUUUUAUUCCCCAGUUUAUCAAUCUCGUGUGGUUCCAAGUGUUUCUGGAUGGAGUCUAAACUUUUUUUUUCCCAGAAGGUUCUUGAACACUGCCAUCUGGUUGUGGCUGUGGCUCAUAGUUUGUACUUCUCUCUGCCCAGCAAGUCCAGAGUGUGUUGGGGCUCCUGCUGAGUCUGAGGCCAUUGGUGGAGGGCUUGGUACCUGGUUUACAGAGUGUGUAAAUCAGCUGCCCCCGAGGGCCCAUGCCCUGCAGCUUUCACUGUGCCUUCCUGACCUUAUUCCCUUUUGCCCCAGGUGCUGCUGCAUGAGGAGGGGGAUGAUUCUGGCUUUGUCAGUCUAUCUCGGCUGGGCCCCUGUUUGAGGGACAAGGACUUAGAGAUGGAGGAGCUGAUACUGCAGGAUGGGACACUGCUGGGGACCAUGCACAGCUAUAUGGAUGCCUCCCUCAUCUCCCUCAUUGAAGAUUUUGGUGGCCUUGGAGAGAUUCCGAGAACCUGUCUCCAUUUGACAGCAUUCCUGACUCAGAGCUGCUUGUGUCACCUCGGGAGGGCUCCUCUCUGCACAGGCUGCUCAGCCUCUCUCGGACACCCCCAGAACGUGACCUCAUCACCCCGACUGACCCAUUGGGGCCCAGCACAGGCAGUAGUAGAGUGAGUGGGGUUGAGAUGUCUCUCACAGAUCCUCCUUGGGACUUCUCUCCACCCUCUUUCUUGGAGACCUCCUCCCCCAAGCUUCCUAGCUGGAGACCCCCAAGGUCAAGACCCCGCUGGGGCCAGUCCCCACCUCCCCAGCAGCGUAGUGAUGGGGAAGAAGAGGAGGAGGUGGCCGGCUUCAGCAGCGAGAUGCUUGCUGGGGAGCUCAACAACUCUGUGAGCAGCAUCGCAGACUUCCCCAUGCACCUGGCCUGUCCCGAGGAGGAAGAUAAAACAGCAGUAGCAGCAGAGAUGGCAGUGCAGGCAGCUGGCGAUGAGAGCAUCUCCUCCCUGAGUGAGCUGGUGCGGGCCAUGCACCCGUACUGCCUGCCUAACCUCACCCACCUGACGGCACUUGAGGAUGAGCUUCAAGAGCAGCCAGGUGAUUUGACACUGCCUGAGGAUUGUGUGGUGCUGGAAAUUGUGGGCCAGGCGGCCACAGCUGGCAACGACCUGGAGAUCCCAGUUGUGGUGCGACAGAUCCCUACUGGACCCCAGCCUGUCCUCCUGGAUAACUCGCUAGAGGCCAGUGCGGCCUUGCAGCUGCUCAUGCCUACACUAGAGGCAGAGACAGAGGCUGCUGUGCCCAGGGAAGCCCUCUGCCCUGAGAAAGAGGGGUUGUCACUGGACUCAAAGGAAAAGCUGGAGUCAGCCUGCUUGUUGGAGCCCAGGGAGGUCAUGGAGCCAAUGGCACCCAAGGGCCCUCAGAACCCACCAGCCAACACAAUGCUAAGUUCCCAGAGAGCUCGAAAGGGCAGGAAGAAGAAGAGCAAGGAGCAGCCAGCUGCCUGUGCAGAAGGCUAUGCCAGGAGGCUGAGGUCAGCCUCUCGUGGGCAGUCUACAGCAGUUACAGAGCUGACCUCUCAGGGAGGCAGCUUGCCUCAGGAGGACCUUCAAAGAGAGGUUGUGCCUCCCCGUGGUAGAGGGAAGCCCCAGGCUUGGGCUCGGGCCUGGGCAGCUGCCUUGGAGAAGCCUGGCUCUGGGAACUUGGAGAGUAGUGCUGGACAAGCUAGUCCUGCUAAAGAAGGUCCUCUAGACCUCUACCCCAGCCUGGUUGACCCCAUCCAAGCCAACCCUGUUUCAACCCAUCUCUCACUGGUUGACUCUGAAGCUGACCCCAUGCCACUUGACUCUGUUGAAGCUGAUCCCACUGCGGUUGACCCUGAUCCCACUGUGGCUGACCCUGUACCUGUUGACCCUAAACUGGUUGACCGUGCUUUAGCGAACUCAGAGCUGGUUGACCCUCUCCCAGCUGACCCAGUGCUGAUUGACCCAGUUCUGGCUGACUCAGCAGCAGUAGACCGUGCAGUGGUUGUUCCCAUCUCAGAUGACUUGCCUUCAGUUGACCCUAUCCUAGCCAAGCCAGUACAAGUUGACUCUCUUCCCAAUGACCUGGCUCCAGUUGACCCUGUACUAAUUAAGUCUAGGCCAACUGAUCCCAGACGUGGCGCAGUGUCAUCAGCCCAGGGGAGUCCAGCCCCCCAGCUCCUCCUGGAGUCAGAGUCCUCAGACCCCCCAAAGGCCAUCAAUCCUGAAGUCAAGGAGGUCAUGGGUCCUCUGAAGGGGGAAACUGGUACUAGUGCAACAGCCCAGGAAGCCAGGCCUCGGCCUCUUAGCCUAUCUGAGUACCGGCGACGAAGGCAGCAGCGCCAAGCAGAGGCAGAAGAGAGGAACCCCCAUCCCCCAGCUGGGAAGUGGCCCAGCCUCCCAGAAACUCCCACAGGGCUGGCAGACAUCCCUUGUCUUGUCCCACCAGCCACAGCCAAGAAGACAAUUCUGCAGAGAAGCCCUGAGGCUCCUUCUGAGGCUUGCUUUGCUCCUAUGGGUCCCAGCCCUGCCUCUCCUAGUCCUGAGCCACCUGCAAGCAAACCUGUGGCCUCAACUCCCACUGAGCAGGUGCCAUCCCAAGAGAUGCUACUGCCAGCAAGACCUCCACCUCCUGCUGUGCAGUCCAUGCCCCCCACAAUGCCCACUGCCCUGCCUUUUCCCACGGGUGGGCUGGGCAUGACCCCCAUGCUGCCCCUUCCCACAAAUGGGCAAAGUGUCCCCAGUCUGCCCCCACCACCCUUGCAGCCUCCUAGUGUUCCAAUGUCUGUGGGGCCAGUGCCACCUGAUCCCUUUACUCACUAUGCCCCUGUGCCACCCUGGCCUUGUUAUCCCCCCUUGUCCCCUUCUGGCUAUCCUUGCUUGCCCCCUCCACUGACGGUGCCCCUAGUGUCUGGUACUCCAGGUGCCUAUGCUGUGCCCUCCACUUGCAAUGUGCCUUGGGUACCUCCUCCUGCCCCAGUCCCACCUUAUAGCUCCAGCUGUACCUAUGGGCCCUUGGGAUGGGGCCCAGGGCUGCAACACCCUCCAUUCUGGCCUGCUGUUCCCCCACCUCCUUUGCCUCUAACCUCUGUUGGAAGAGCUGUUCCCUCACCCAAGGUGGAGCCCAGUGGCAUCCCACCUGGCCCUCCUGAUAGUGUACUGACUGUGCCGAUGGCUCCUCCCCUCUGUCUUGGGGCAGCUGGUCAGGGAGCUCCACAGAUAGAGCCCACCAAGGUGGAGGUCAAGCCAGUGCCUGCAUCUCCCCAUCUGAAACACAAGGUGUCCUCCCCGGUGCACAGCCCUCGGAUCAAGGCUCCACCGUGUCUGCCUGCUGAGAGUGUGGCUGUUGAGGAGCUUGCAUCAGAGAGGCUAAAGCCUGAGCCCCAGGAAGCUAGGCCCAGGGAGAAGGCACCCUCUCCUGUUGCCAAGGCUGUUCCCACAUCUGCACCAAGGCAGAGCACUACCACCAAGCUGCCUGCUGUCCACCCAGCGCGUCUAAGGACACUGUCCUUUCUGCCUACCCCACGUACCCAGGGUCCUGAGGAUGUGGUACAGGCUUUCAUCAGUGAGAUUGGAAUUGAGGCAUCGGACCUGUCCAGUCUGCUGGAGCAAUUUGAGAAAUCAGAAGCCAAAAAGGAGUGCCCUCCCCCGGCUCCUGCUGACAGCCUGGCUGUAGGAAACUCAGGCAGCGUUGACACUCCCCAGGAGAAGAGGCCCCUAGACCGGUUACAAGCCCCAGAACUGGCCAACGUGGCAGGGCUCACCCCUCCAGCUACCCCUCCCCAUCAGUUAUGGAAGCCCCUGGCUGCUGUCUCACUGCUGGCCAAAGCCAAAUCUCCUAAGUCCACCGCCCAGGAGGGAACCCUGAAGCCUGAAGGAGUUACAGAGGCCAAACAUCCAGCUGCAGCCUGCCUCCAAGAAGGGGUCCAUGGCCCUAGUCCAGUCCAUGUGGGCUCUGGGGACCAUGACUAUUGUGUCCGGAGCAGGACCCCCCCAAAAAAGACGCCUGCCCUAGUCAUUCCAGAGGUGGGCUCCCGAUGGAAUGUCAAACGCCAUCAGGAUAUCACCAUCAAACCUGUCUUGUCCCUGGGCCCAGCCACCCCGCUGCCCCCAUGCACAGCUGCCUCCCAGAAGCCACUUGAUCACAGGACUAGCAAUGAUCAGGCAGAUCCCCCAGCCCCUUGCCUUGCCCCAUCCACCUUGCUGUCCCCUGAGGCCUCACCCUGCCGGAAUGACACGAACACUAGGACUCUCCCUGAUCCCUCAGCCAAGCAGCAGUCAAUGCGCUGUUAUCGAAAAGCCUGCAGGUCAGCCAGCCCCCCAAGCCGGGGCUGGCAAGGCCGCCGUGGCCGCAGCAACCGUUCUGUCAGCUCUGGGUCCAACCGGACCAGCGAAGCAUCUUCCUCCUCAUCCUCAUCGUCGUCUUCCUCAUCCCGGUCCCGGUCCCGGUCCCUCUCCCCCCCACACAAGAGGUGGCGAAGGUCCAGUUGCAGUUCCUCUGGACGUUCCCGAAGAUGCUCUUCCUCUUCCUCCUCCUCAUCUUCCUCCUCGUCUUCCUCAUCCUCAUCAUCUAGUUCCCGAAGUCGGUCCCGCUCUCCAUCUCCUCGCCGGAGAAGUGACAGGAGGCGGCGGUACAGUUCUUAUCGUUCACACGACCAUUACCAAAGGCAGAGAGUUCUGCAGAAGGAGCGUGCAAUAGAAGAGAGAAGAGUGGUCUUCAUUGGGAAGAUACCUGGUCGCAUGACUAGGUCAGAGCUGAAACAGAGGUUCUCUGUUUUCGGAGAGAUUGAGGAGUGCACCAUCCACUUCCGUGUCCAAGGUGACAACUAUGGCUUCGUCACUUAUCGCUAUGCUGAGGAGGCAUUUGCAGCCAUUGAGAGUGGCCACAAGCUGAGGCAAGCAGAUGAACAGCCCUUUGAUCUCUGCUUUGGGGGCCGCAGGCAGUUCUGCAAGAGAAGCUAUUCUGAUCUUGACUCCAACCGGGAAGACUUUGACCCUGCUCCUGUAAAGAGCAAAUUUGAUUCUCUUGACUUUGACACAUUGUUGAAACAGGCCCAGAAGAACCUCAGGAGGUAACCCUGGGCCCUUCUCCCCCACCCCCUUUUCUUUGGAGGUGCCCAACCUCCUCCAUUCCCUCCCCCAGUCUAGGGGAGACAGCUGCUAGUGAGGAGAUGACUGUUUUAUAAAGAAAUGGAAAAAAGUGAAAUAAAAAUGUGUUAAAUCAGA
This is a messenger RNA of Orcinus orca (killer whale), 8324 nucleotides long. RefSeq names its product PPARG related coactivator 1 (gene PPRC1). Gene Ontology annotation, biological process: positive regulation of transcription by RNA polymerase II. NCBI's taxonomy places the organism in Eukaryota, Metazoa, Chordata, Mammalia, Artiodactyla, Delphinidae. The record is from RefSeq and is a predicted model, not a curated record. Gene Ontology annotation, molecular function: transcription factor binding; RNA binding. Gene Ontology annotation, cellular component: nucleus. The coding region runs from base 3765 to 8174 and encodes 1469 amino acids. The transcript is spliced from 13 exons.